Danio rerio (zebrafish) is the source of this 1673-nucleotide messenger RNA. The record is from RefSeq and is a predicted model, not a curated record. NCBI's taxonomy places the organism in Eukaryota, Metazoa, Chordata, Actinopteri, Cypriniformes, Danionidae.
UGCUCUUCAACACGAUAGAUUUGAUGCUGAUGUGGCUCAGAAUGGCUCCUGCUCUUCAUCUGAUCUUUCUGCUCAUCAUUCACAGGGUUUCUGCUGCUGGUUGGGGUGUGAAUUACAGUCCUUCACACAUCUGUGCACUACAGAACUCAACAAUGACAAUCAGCUGCACUUUUACAUACCCGACUCCUGGAUAUCAGAUCGUAAAAGUGUUUUGGAUCAAAGACCUUGUAAAUGAUGAUAAGUAUCCAGAUCUGUCUGUGGACCCUGAAUACAGUCAGAGGCUUCAGUAUCUGGGAGAUAAACAGCAGAUCUGCACCGUCAGACUGAGUCAUGUGACAAAGAAAGAUGAAGGCCUUUAUUAUUUCAGAUUCAUUACUAAUGUAACAGGAGGAAUGUGGACUGGCACUCCAGGAGUGGGCCUCUCUGUCACAGAUCUUCAGCUGGAGUCUCCUGAGAGAGUGACAGAGAGAGAUUCAGUCCGUCUGACAUGUAACAGCAGCUGUAAACUGACUGACACACCAACAUUCAUCUGGUACAGAAACUCACACACAUUGACUGAGAGAAGCAGUGAACUCCUGCUGCAGUCAGUCAGAAGACAAGAUGCAGGCAGAUAUAGAUGUGCUGUAGAUGGACACACACUCACAUCACCUGAGGUCUAUCUCAAUGUCACCUAUCCUCCAAAGAGCAUCUUAGUGUCCAUCAGUGGAUCUGCUGUAAUAAUGUCUGGAGAUUCAGUGACUCUGAGCUGCAGCAGUGACUCAAACCCUCCUGCAGAAAUCAGCUGGUUUAAAGGAAAAAAAUAUCUAAAUUCUGGAAGAAUCUUCAGAAUCCCCAAGAUCAGCUCUGAUGACAGUGGAGAAUACAAGUGUAGAGCCAGAAAUGAACAUGGAGUGAAAUACUCUGAUCCUGUGACUUUAGAUGUUCAGUACCCACCCAGGAACAUCUCAGUGUCCAUCAGUGGAUCUGCUGUAAUAAUGUCUGGAGAUUCAGUGACUCUGAACUGCAGCAGCGACUCAAACCCUCCUGCAGAAAUCAGCUGGUUUAAAGGAGAAACAUCUGUAGGAUCUGGAAGAAUCUUCAGCAUCUCCAAGAUCAGCUCUGAUGACAGUGGAGAAUACAACUGUAGUGCCAGCAAUAAACAUGGAGAGAAAUACUCUGAUCCUGUGACUUUAGAUGUUCAGUGUGACUGGUAUAAAGGAGACACAUCUGUAGGAUCUGGAAGACUCUACAGCAUCUCCAAGAUCAGCUCUGGUGACAGUGGAGAAUACAAGUGUAGAGCCAGGAAUGACCAUGGAGAGAAAUACUCUGAUCCUGCUCCACAUGGAGCUCAGAGAUCAGACGCCGUCACUGUCACUGGUGAAGCUUUUAUCGUCACACUCCUAAAGAAACAAAGGAGUGCUAAAUCUGAAGGUCUCACAGUGACACAGAAUGGUCUGUAUUCUGAUCCUGGAUCAGUGGUUGAUGCUCUGUAUGCCAGUGUAAAUCCCAAAAAAGGCAGAGCUGCUGAAAGCAAUGAUGCUGAGGAGAUCCAGUACGCCACUGUCCAAUUUCACAGAGACACACAGAUGAAGAGAGAGUAUGACAACACACCAGUUCAGCAGCCUGAUCAAGACCACAGCCAAUCAAAAGCUGAAAGAGUGGAGGACUCCGUGAUCUACAGCAGCGUCCGUUGA